CCAAAAACGCUGCAUGCAGCUAUUCUGAAGAUGCUGGUUCUAGAUGGUGAAUCAGUCUAUACCUUGACUUCUCAUCCUAUUUUGCUGCUUAUAGCAAGGAUAAUUCUUGUGAAUUCAAGACACAAACUUGCAUCUUUCCAGACAUUAUCUUGGUGGACUCUAAGAUAUGUGAAUAUUCACCAGCAGUUGUUAGAGGAGAGAUCACCUGAGCUAUUUACUCUUGCCCAGACCUGUAUAACACAAGUGACAGAAGCAGAAGCUUUGUUCGCAGGUGGUGAAAGCUGGCACUUGGCAGUUCAGUUCCAUCUUGAGUGUGCCUAUACAUUUUUGUAUUACUAUGAGUAUAAAAAAGCUAAACAAUGUUUCCAUACAGCUAAAGACAUAACAAAACUGCAGAUUAAUCUUACAGGUGCUUUGGGGAAGAGAACACGAUUUCAGGAAAAAUAUGUUGCACAGCUUAUUUUGGAUGUCCAAAGAACAGAUGAAUUCCUCCUUCCACACAGUGAACUAAGUCCAGCUCCAACACCUCUAGAAAACUUAACAAUGAAUUAUGAUUUAAAUGAUGAUACGGUGCUUAAUGAGAUAAAAUUAGCAGAUGCUGAUCAGUACCAGGUACCUGAUUUGUGUGCAGAAGAGCUUGCCAUAAUCCUUGGAAUAUGCAAAUACCUGAGUGAAUCUAAACUAAAGGUCAUUUCUUUGGAGGGGAUGACAGAGGAACAGAGCAAUCCUCAGGGCGCCUCAUGCUUGUGCCUUCAAUGCUUACUCUCUCAGCCGAAGUUCUGGGCCAUUCAGACGUCAGCCUUACUCCUUCGGACCAAGCUUGAGAAAGGAAGUACUCGCAGAAUGGAACGGGCAAUGAAGCAGACUCAG
Molecule: messenger RNA, 870 nt
Organism: Pelecanus crispus (Dalmatian pelican)
Lineage: Eukaryota; Metazoa; Chordata; Aves; Pelecaniformes; Pelecanidae
Source: RefSeq, a predicted model, not a curated record